AAUUCCUUUACCCAAAUGCAUUUUUCUUGGUAGCACUGUAACACUAUUUCCUUGACGUCAGAAUGAUGGUAAUAUGGUAUGUGGUAGGAUGGGAUAUGGUCAUGUAGAAGAAAGGUCUGUGUUGAGUCACGCCAAUUGAAGACGUCUUGACUAAGCUUCCUUCCUCUCUCCCACCAGCUGUGAUCGCCACUGCCGUCGCCGUCAAUAGCCCAGCAAGAUGGCGAUCCUGGAGGUGAACGAGAGCGGGGCGGUGUCCAUCCUGUACGAGGAGGAUAUGAACGUUACCAAUCUGGAAGAGAACGUAUUGAAGAGCAAUGACGUGGGCUACGCUCUCAACAUCACGAUGCCGCUCUGGGAGAUCGUGCUCACCGUUUUCUCCCUGAGCAUCAUCAUCAUCUUCAUCAUCGUCGGUAACGUGCUCGUCAUCCUGUCAGUGUUCACGUACCGGCCGCUCCGCAUCGUACAGAACUUCUUCAUCGUCUCGUUGGCCGUGGCGGACCUGACCGUGGCCGUGUUCGUGCUGCCAUUCAACGUCGCCUACAGCAUCAUCGGCAAAUGGAUCUUCGGGAUUCACCUGUGCGAGAUGUGGCUCACCUGCGACAUUCUCUGCUGCACGGCGUCCAUCCUCAAUCUGUGCGCCAUCGCCCUCGACCGCUACUGGGCCAUCACGGACCCCAUCAACUACGCCCAGAAGCGGACCCUGAAGCGCGUGCUGGUGAUGAUCGGCCUCGUGUGGACUAUCAGCGUCAUCAUCUGUCUUCCGCCGCUCUUCGGAUGGAACGACUGGCCGGAGACCUUCACGCUGGAGACCCCCUGCGUCCUCACCCAGGAGAAGGGCUUCGUCAUCUACUCCUCGCUGGGCUCCUUCUACUGCCCGCUGCUGAUCAUGACGUUGGUCUACGUCAAGAUCUUCACAGCCACGAGGCGCCGCCUCAGGGAGCGCGCCAACGCCUCGCGCCUCAACCAGAUCUCCAACACGUGCCGCGCCAACGUCACACGCGAGGAGGACUCGGUCGUCAGCGAGAACGGCCAGAAUGGCUACAACGACACCUGCAAGAAGAAGUUAGUGCAGAAGAAGCGUCGCAGGAAGAAGAAAGCCGGGAAAAGCACCACAGCCACCACCACAACCACCACCACUGCCGGCGGCACCGCCACCACCACGCUCAACACCGCUGGAUCCUGUACCACACUCAGCCCGCCGGUGAUGGCCGAGAGCUCCGUCACCGAGAAUGAGAUCAGCAACAACCAGAAGGACGAGUCUUCCCCGACAGAGGAGAAGCACGGGGCGGACGUUGUGGUGAAAGUGAACCCGAAGAGCGGCAGCCAGAUACACCAGUUCAUCGAAGAGAAGCAGAAGAUUUCGUUGUCCAAGGAGCGCCGCGCCGCCCGUACCCUUGGCAUUAUCAUGGGCUCCUUCGUGGUGUGCUGGCUGCCCUUCUCCCUCAUGUAUGUCAUCCUCCCCUUCUGCAGCACGUGUCCGCAACCCAACGAUAAAGUGAUCAACUUCAUCGUCUGGCUCGGCUACAUGAACUCCUUCCUCAACCCCGUCAUCUACACGAUCUUCAAUAUGGAUUUCCGCAGGGCGUUCGCCAGAAUCCUCAGGUGCCCCAACGCCACCACACUCUGAGGAUCCUCCACCCCCUCACAGGCUCAUUCCAACGCCCCUUCCCUCACUCCACUCCUUAUCCACCCCCACCCGGGACUUCCAAGUGUAUUUGAGGAGAUGGAAGUUGUGUCCUCACACUCGUGUCCCCGCACACACUUAUCCCAACAACCCGCCUGUCCAGGACUUCCAAGAGUUGAGUUGGUGAAGGAGGAAGUGAACAGACAAACACAGACAGAGCCACGCACGGAAGCAAUGAGUGGGAACAAUAAUAACUAUCAAUACCAACAUCGAGUGGGGUGAAGGAGGCUGCUGUUGCUAUUAUUUGUGCUAAGAAUAGGAGUAUAGGUAAGUGUUUCUUCUGUGAAGAUACAAAAACUCAAGAGUUUACGUGUUCAUGUUGAUGGUGGGAAGUAACGAUUUUUGUCACUUGUUGAUACGAUGUGCAGC
This is a messenger RNA of Eriocheir sinensis (Chinese mitten crab), 2053 nucleotides long. Its product is annotated as probable G-protein coupled receptor No18. The record is from RefSeq and is a predicted model, not a curated record. Gene Ontology annotation, molecular function: octopamine receptor activity. Gene Ontology annotation, biological process: adenylate cyclase-activating adrenergic receptor signaling pathway. Gene Ontology annotation, cellular component: membrane. Lineage: Eukaryota; Metazoa; Arthropoda; Malacostraca; Decapoda; Varunidae. The coding region runs from base 218 to 1627 and encodes 469 amino acids. The transcript has a single exon.